AUGGACGACGGAAGCCAGUCACACGAGUCUGAUAUCUACGCUGUUCUGAUGGAUCGGUUUCAUAGUCUCCAAGCCAGCCACGAGAAACUCAAAGAACAGUUCAAUAUUCUCCUGCAAGAAAAGAGCAUUGCCGGUGGAUUUGGAAGUACAAGUAGUAGAGUUGCACGAGUGAGAAACUCGGUGGAAGAAGUUAUGAAUAUGCAAGAAGAUUCGUCAGGUGAGUUGGCGGGGGAAGAUUCCAGCUGGGCUAGCUAUAUUCAUGGAGCUUACUAUUCAGGGAGUCCGUACAAGAACGUGUUAGAGUGCAUGGGUCAUGCAGUUCAUAUCAGUCGAGCUGGCUCUGAAGAGAUCAUUUACUGGAAUUCAUCUGCUGAAAAGCUCUUUGGAUACAAAGACUACGAGGUAUUGGGACAAAGAGAUGCAGUGCUGAUCAUUGAUGAAAAGCGUCAUGCAUUGGCGCGGAAAAUCAUGGACAGGUUGAGCUUUGGACGGUCUUGGGCAGGUCAGUUUCCUUUCAAGAAGAGAUCAGGCCAGAUCUUUGUGGCAAUAGUUACGAAAAGCCUGCUGUAUGAGGAUGGCGAGCUUGUUGGCACCAUCACUGUUUCAAGUGAUGCAGCUGUCUUUAAUAAUCUACAUUUAGAAAAUACAAGAGUAGGCCAAGACCCUACUGAUGGUAAAUCUAGAGGACGAGGAAUAAAUCAGAAAAGAAUCCAGUUGCGUGCACAACCACAGAUUGCAUCAUCUGUUUCCAAUCUGGCCUCAAAAGUAUUAUUGCGGAAGCAUGAAGACAGUGGAUCUGAUGGAAGUUCCAAUAUUAGGGAAAAGGAGCAAAAUGAACUGGACAAUGCAUAUCUAAAAUCUGAGAGGCCACCUAGAGCACCAGCCGAAAAGGUAUUAGCGAAGCUUCACAUUGGGGGUAUUGCCAAUCUUAAUAAGAACAAAGAUGCAGUUGUCCAAUGUAACAGCUUGAAUGGUAUGUCAUGCAGCAAAGUAUUGGUCGAGUCAUCUUCACCUGGAGCACCACAAGCAACACAAGCAACUAGCUCACAUAACGGUAUUGUUGAUGAUGUGAAUCACAAUGAAGAACAUGUUAUAAAAGGUGUCUCUUCUGCAGCAAAAGGAUUGUCGAGAAGAUCACUAACAAUAUCUGAUGAUUUGACAGAGGACUUGUAUCCUAUAACUGCACCUGUCCGAGUUUCAGAACAGUUGCAGACGUCAGACUUGCAAGACUUGAAUACAAAUGGGCAGAAUUUGGAAAUGGAGAUUGAGGAUACACUACAACCUCAACCAGAUAUUCAACGGUUCCCGAACUCAAGGGAGGAUAGUGGAAGCAGCAUUGGUAGUCCAUCAAGCAAAGGUGAUGAUGAAUCAAACUUGAUUGUACAUUGUGAAAUCCAUUGGGAAGACCUGCAAUUACGAGAGCAAAUUGGCCAAGGUUCAUUCGCUGUUGUGUAUCGUGGAAUCUGGAAUGGAUCAGAUGUUGCAGUUAAGGUUUAUUUCGGGAAUGAAUACAAUGACCAGACUCUACUCAGUUACACUCAAGAGCUUUAUAUAAUGAGGACACUGAGACAUCCAAAUGUGCUGUUGUUCAUGGGGGCAGUAUGCUCACAAGAAAAACUGGCUCUGGUAACAGAAUAUUUGCCAAGGGGAAGUCUCUUUAAAGCACUACACAAAAGUAAUCAGCAAUUAGACAUCAGACGUCGUCUGAGGAUGGCUCUUGAUGUGGCAAGAGGUAUGAACUAUUUGCAUCACAGAAACCCACCAAUCGUACAUAGAGAUCUCAAAUCUUCAAACCUGCUUGUCGAUAAGAGCUGGAAUGUCAAGGUUGGAGACUUUGGCCUGUCAAAAUUGAAGAAUGCGACCUUCUUAACAAACAACUCUGGGAAAGGAACGCCUCAGUGGAUGGCUCCCGAAAUCCUUCGAAGUGAACCUUCAACGGAAAAGUCAGAUAUCUACAGUUUUGGAGUCAUACUGUGGGAACUGAUGACUGAAUCCAUACCAUGGAAGAACCUGAACUCGUUGCAGGUUGUCGGAAUUGUCGGCUUCAUGGACCGCAGACUGGACCUUCCAGUAAACCUUGAUCCCGAAAUUUCAUCCAUCAUCCAUGACUGCUGGCACAGCAAACCGGAAAACCGUCCAUCAUUUCAAGAUAUUAUCCAGAAAAUAACAGAUUUAAUUCAAACUGGGCUUUAA
Messenger RNA from Coffea eugenioides, 2193 nucleotides. Its product is annotated as serine/threonine-protein kinase EDR1. The transcript has 14 exons. Gene Ontology annotation, biological process: protein phosphorylation. Lineage: Eukaryota; Viridiplantae; Streptophyta; Magnoliopsida; Gentianales; Rubiaceae. Bases 1 to 2193 code for a protein of 730 amino acids. The record is from RefSeq and is a predicted model, not a curated record. Gene Ontology annotation, molecular function: ATP binding; protein kinase activity.